AUGGAGAUCUGGGUCCGCUCUGUUUUGUCUUGCUGUAUCUUCAUGGCUGCCAUGCUUGCCGCUGCGGCCGGGACUGGAGGUGGAGCGCUCUACAUACCAGGGUACGUGGUGGCUCUCCGAGAUGUGCACAAAGCGGUUCCUCUGUCCAAAGUAACGAUUUUCGGAGCUUGCUUGGUCUCCGUUCUUUUCAAUCUGGGGCGCAAGCAGCCGUCGGGCAACUUGCUCCUCAUCUCGUACGAAUUGGCUGCCAUUCUCGAGCCCUUCACACUCAUGGGAGGCGUGCUGGGAGUCCUCCUCAACAUCGUCAUGAGCGAUAUUCAAAUCAUUUGCUGUCUCGUCGUCGUGCUCUCCUUCACGACCUAUAAAACCACCCGACGAGGAAUUAUCCAGUACCAAACGGAGUCGCGCCUCCUCGCCGAGAGAGCCGCCCGUCUUUCCCCGAUGGAUCGGCAGCCUCUGUCUGCAUGGGAUCGCGAAGGAGAAGAAGAGACAUCGUCUCUGUUGGCCGGCGACGAGCCGCGUUCGACGGUGCCUGUGUGUACCGGGAACUUCCUUGCGGUCUCUUCGCUAGCAGAAAUGAUGGAGACACCGCAAGUGCUGCUGGACCCGCUUCCGGAUGAUUCUGGAGACAGGAGGCCCCAGCUGGCUGCGAAGGGCGAGGCGCUUCUUCCGGCGUCUCCGGACGAAAAUGCGGUCCUCGUGAGGGAGAGAAAAGAGCUCUUGGAGGCGAAGCGUCACCCGUCCUGGAUAAGUCUGGCGUACCUGAUUUUCGACGUGGCGGUCAAUACCCUGUGUCUCCUCGGCGCCGGAGGCCCGAUUGCGGUGGUAUGCGGCGAACCCUGGCAGCAGGCUCUGAUUUUCUUCCUCAUUUCCUUCCACGUCUUUGCGACCGCGCUCUACGCGCGCUGGCUGCUCAAGUCGAAGCGACGGAGAGAACAGCUGGGAAUUCGAGAUGAAGACGUGGAGCACGGCGGCCUCGGCUGGGUCUCAGCGCGUACGGUCGUUCUCUAUCCAUUUUUGUCGCUCCUGGCUGGGGUCGCCGCCGGCUCUCUCGGAAUCGGCGGCGGGUUAAUCAAGGGGCCGUUGCUCCUGGAAAUCGGUCUCAACUCGCUGUCGGCUGUGACGACGGCGAACUUUAUGAUUUUUUUCACUUCUUCCGCAAAUGCGCUGCAAUACGCGACGCUGGGCAGACUGAACUUUGAAGAUUCGAUAAACUUCUUCCUCGUCGCUGCCGCCGCCGGGGCCGUCGGUCUCAUGUGCGUCACAAAGGCGCUCAAACGAACAAAGCGACAAUCCUACCUGACACUCCUGCUCGCCUUCACCACCCUUCUCAGCAUGGUCUGCAUGCUCUUCUCCUUCGGCUACCACCACUUUCGGAAUGUUGUCACCGGAAAAGAGAAACCGCUAACGAUUGAAGACGCAUGCCAGGAACGGCAUCGACUCCUUUUUGUGCACUCAUAA
Molecule: messenger RNA, 1461 nt
Organism: Neospora caninum
Lineage: Eukaryota; Apicomplexa; Conoidasida; Eucoccidiorida; Sarcocystidae
Exons: 2
Coding region: 1-1461 (486 amino acids)
Biological process (GO): protein ubiquitination
Cellular component (GO): membrane; Cul4A-RING E3 ubiquitin ligase complex
Source: RefSeq, a predicted model, not a curated record